Messenger RNA from Dentiscutata erythropus, 126 nucleotides. The record is from the annotation of a GenBank genome assembly. NCBI's taxonomy places the organism in Eukaryota, Fungi, Glomeromycota, Glomeromycetes, Diversisporales, Gigasporaceae.
AUGGAAGUUGACAUAAUAAAAGUCACUGUUCAAUAUCGUUUUCAGCCUUGUGAAUUCAGAGUUCCAAGUUUCAAUUUAUUGCAGGAAACAAAUGAAAGCCCUGAAAAUGGCAUAAUGAAUCAAUAG